AUGCCUACUCUCGUCGGACAAGAGGUCGGACCUACCGGCUACGGCACCAUGAGAAUGACAUGGACGAGCACGCCCCCGGCGCAAGACGUCUGCUUCGAGACCUUGAACAAGACUUUGGAACUGGGUGCGAAUUUCUGGAACGGUGGCGAGCUCUACGGCACGCCGGACUAUAACUCACUGCAUCUGCUGAAUAAAUACUUCACCAAAUACCCGCAGAAUGCAGAGAAGGUCGUGCUGAGCAUUAAGGGAGGACUGAAGGCUGGCCAGCUCACGCCGGAUGGAUCGGAGGAGAAUAUUCGCCGGAGCGUGGACAACUGCCUGCGCCUCCUGGAUGGGAAGAAGAAGAUUGACAUCUUCGAGUGCGCGCGACAGGAUCCGAACUUCCCGGUAGAGCACACCGUGGAGGUCCUGGCGCAGUAUGUGAAGGAGGGCAAGAUUGGAGGCAUUGGGCUCAGUGAAGUGGAUGCUGAGACGAUCCGACGAGCUCACAAAGUGCACCCGAUUGCGGCAGUCGAGGUCGAGAUGUCGCUAUGGUCCACCGACAUUCUCGAGAACGACAUUGGAAAGACCUGUGCCGAGCUUAAGAUUCCGGUCAUCGCCUACUCGCCGCUCGGACGGGGAGUCCUGACAGGAGCCGUGACUUCAUUGUCCGACAUUCCCGAGGGCGACAUCCGGAGACACAUGUCUCGAUUCCAGGAAGAGAACUUCCAGCAGAAUCUGAAGCUGAUCAACGAGGUGAAAAGCUUGGCCGCGCGAAAAGGUGUUGCCCCGUCUCAGAUUGCCCUGGGCUGGAUUCGCAGCCUGAGUGACAAGCCCGGCAUGCCGACCAUUAUUCCAAUCCCUGGAGGCACAACUAUCGACAAGGUUGUUCAGAACAUGGUCGGAGUGAAGCUGCUCUCCGAUGAGGAGCUGGCAGAGAUCGAUGCGAUCUUGAAGGAGCACACGGUGGCCGGGCCUCGCUACUAA
Penicillium argentinense is the source of this 966-nucleotide messenger RNA. RefSeq names its product aldo/keto reductase family protein. The coding region runs from base 1 to 966 and encodes 321 amino acids. Gene Ontology annotation, cellular component: cytoplasm. The transcript is spliced from 3 exons. The record is from RefSeq and is a predicted model, not a curated record. NCBI's taxonomy places the organism in Eukaryota, Fungi, Ascomycota, Eurotiomycetes, Eurotiales, Aspergillaceae.